GCUGAGAGCGGCGGGGCAGUUGAUUCACGCCCGUUCCCCUUUCAUCGCUCGUGGUUUAGGUCCUCUCCCCUCUCUUCCUCUCUUUCUCGAAGAGCGAUGGAUGGUUCUGCAAAGGGAGGGAAACCCUCAGCGAAGGUAAGGUAAGAACCCGCAGGACCGGGCGGAGAGAGGUUAUGGAACCCAGGAGAGUACAACGCAGGCACUGACUAUCGAUGCCACGGAGUUAGACAGGGAUAGUCACGACGACGACGACGGCUCGUGCACCGAGGGUCCCCCUAUAGUGUCAUCAUUUUUCUUGUCAUCAGUCUUUCGAGCACGGAGGCACUAAGUACUAAUGCUCGCAGGUCUCAUGAUCGGCGAUCAUGGCCGCCGGUGAUUGCCAAGUAGAGAUGGCUAUGCUGUUAAGAUUAAUGAUGCAAUGACCGGCGAUCUUAGACAUCCGAAAAGCCAACUCCAUGGCAUUCAGAUUUAUUACUGUAGUGUUCGUUAGUGCGGGAUGCUAAAACUUUAAAAGGCAAGUUCAAAUUUGGCGCGUUUCUGUCGUGUCUGUUACCGCGUCAUCCGAGCGGGGGGGGCGGGGGGGGCGGGGUUGUUGGGGCGGGAGAUGGCGGGGUUGCGCAAGGAGGACGGCGUUGUGAGGGGAAAUGACGGCGGGAACUGGACCGGGAUGACAACGACACGAAUGACGACGACGAGACACAGGAUGGCUGGGAGAGGUAGGGAUGUAUGUAUCGCUCGUCGCCUCCUCUCGUUCUCUUCCUCCUCUUUCACCUCGGCUUCGUCAUGCUUGUCUCGUUCGUUCUUCUUCCUUCUCGCCUUGUUCAUCCUUUUCCUUGCUUCUCAGCCCCUCCAGGCUGAGGCAAUGGCCCGGCCAUCGAACGUCAAUGCCAUGCUGAAUCUUUUUAAAUUCAAAGGUAAUAACAAUAGGCGGAGGAUCUGGGAUGGGCUUCUCUUCAGGAGGUCGGUCGAUGAUUGGGAGCGCUCAAAGCCGAAGAUGACUAAGGAUCUGGAAACCCGCUAUCAUAAGUCGAAGUCGGUAGCCGAAUUCCUUGGGCUGGAGGAGGUAGACGCUAUGUACCUGCCCGUACCCAUCAACUUUAUCUUCGUCGGAUUCAGCAAAGAUGGUAAUCAUGGAUUAGAGAUAACGGGAGGAGACAUCACGCAUUGGUUUGCGCACAUGGACCAUAUGCUUCAGCAUUCCCGAGUACCGCACGCGCGGGAGGAGAGGCAAGGGAGCGAGGAGGAGAAGAAGAACAGCGGCGAUGGAAGAGGAAGAGGAGGAGGAGCGGGCCGAGGAGGCGGCUUGACCACAGACGAUUGGGAGGAAAACGUGGAUAUGGAAGACGAGCUUCCUCCAUUCAGUUUUGUCCACCAUAACUAUUCUUGUCAUGCGAUUGAUGUUGGUCAGACCGUUACCGAUUUGUUCGAGUCGGCCAUCCACGUGUUGGCGAGGAAGGAAGAUCCAAUGGCAGCAGCAGGAGGAGGAGGAGGAGGAGGAGGGAGAGAAGAGCAUGAGGGGGCGGUUUUCCAGGUGGAUGUGGAUGCUAUGGUGGCGUUGAUGGACAGCUUGGUGGAGGAAUUGGACUUGAAGGGCGCGUACAACGUGUUCGUAUUGAAUCCGAAGCUAGAUUGGUUGCAGGGAGUGAAGUACGGAUACCGAUCGGGAUUGUCGGGGUCGGAGCUGAAGCUGCUGGCAGCCAAGCAAGGGCAUCACGAGACGGUGGCACAGCUAAUCAAGAACGCGGCAAAGGAAUCUCCCGCCAAAAUUCUUGGCGCGUCGUCUUUCGGAUACUCGGCCUGGGGAAGGAGAAAAGGCGCCAAACGACCGAACAACAAGUUCUUGUGGAAGUUGGUGGAAUCGGUCGAGGUGGCGGACUGGGUGAGAGAGAAGAAGAGAGCGCUGGACAGAAUUCAGGCUAUGGCGGCCGCUGCAGGUGGAGGUGGAGGAGGGGGAGGGGAUGACGUGACGAAGGGCCUCGCGGGUCUGAAGGCAGGAGAGAUACUGAAGGAGAAUACCGAGCAUGGGCGCGCUCUUCGUCGGCUGAUUGAGGACAACGAUGUGGGGCUUCAUGGGGACUGUCUUGUCGACGCUUGGGUAUCUGAGGACAGGGUGGCGUUCGUCGAUCUAUCAGCGGGUCCCUUUCACUGGGGUCCGAUGAUUAAAGGUCAGGGAGUGAGAGCUCUCUCUACCCUCCCCUCGUUGGACAACAUCUUCGAUGCAGUGGAACAGGAACCUGCCAAGGGAGUGAGCGAGGAAGAAGCGGCGAUGGAGCUGGAAUUGGAGAGGAUCACCGCCGAACGUUUCAACGCCAUUAAACACGAAGGCAAGGAGAAGGAGGAGGGGGGAAACGGCGGGGAAGCGCAGUACGACGCUGCGCACGACGCGGAGAUGUUGAUGGCCGAAAUGGACGUGUAUGAGAUGUUCGCCGAGCGGCACUGUGUGGGUAGGACGACGCCAGUGAGGAUCUGCGAGGAGUUGUCGAGGCGAGUUGAAGAUAUGAAGGAAGAGGUGAAAAGGCUGGAUGACUUGGAAGACGACCAAGACGGGAGGAAGGGAGCCGCCGUGGCCAGGGCGAUGGAGAAGAUACACUCCUGGUCGGCGAUCUUCGGCACGAAAGAUCCGUCGGCGGCCGGCGGACGAAUCGCGCGAGCAAUGGAGGGCGAUCACCCCACGGACGCAGCGGAGGAGGAGGAGGAGGAGGAAGAAGAAGCGGCGGGAACCCAACUGAAGAACCAGGAUCACGCAGCCAUCGUCAGAGACGUGUUCAUGUCCCAAGUGGGAGCCAUUCUAUCGAACGUCAUGAAACAGGUGGUCACCCCUCCGACUUCCUCUGGAUCCUUUCAUAUCCAUAACCGCGUGACAUUUCACGUCUACAUUCUCCACCCCCACGGUCCUGUCGACAAGGAGCACGCGUUUCUCGUCGACGAUUUCAAGAGAGAGGUCACCAAACUUAGGGUACCUAGUCAGGAGUUCCGCUUCAUUUUCCACAAGCUUGGCGUUGCAGAGGACACCGCCUUGGGAGUUGCCUUCACCUCCUCCAUCCGGAUGUCGGCAGUUCCGCUGCUCGGGACGAACGGGUUUUUUGAACCCUCCCAAGUCUCCUUCAUCGAUUCGCUGACCCUUCAGCAUCAGCUACAGAGACUGGCAGGUAUCGAUGAUACCGAUGGGAGUGGCAAAGGCGGUCCAGGGGGGGGAUCGUCGUACUUCUCCUUCUGGAACUUGAGGGACAAGUUGGAUGUCCCCAUCUUCGUCUUCUCUCUCCAUAGAUCUCCGCUCCUCAUCGAUAAGCAGUACACGGCGAAAUCGCUGAACAACAUGGUCUUGGUUGUGCAAAGCGAUGAGCCUGAUUGGGCGUCGAACAUGCAGUGUAAUCGUGAGAGAAUGCACGUGGACUUGCGUAAUCCGCUGAAGAGCGCGGUGGCGGCGGUGGCAGAACACCUUACCGGAGUGCUUCCUAGUCAUCAGACAUUCUCGCACUCUCAUGGGAAGGGGACUCAAGAUUGGAUGUGGGCCGUCGGAUCGCAUGCGCUGGCAGCCACGUCACGUGGGUGGAAAUUGUCCCAGAUCCACGUGGAAGCGGGAUGGCGCAAUUACGUCAUAGUGCAGUUGGACGAAGCGUUGAGAAACGUGAAUGAAGGAAUCAGGAUUUUGGCGGGAGAGACGACGGCGGGGAACACGUUUAAGGUGAUGAAGGAGGUGUUCGGGGAUGUGGAGACGGUGAUGUCGGAGUACUCGAUGGUAAUCAAUUCGUGGCACGAGAUCAUCAAAGAGAUGGAUGGUCUGCACUUCGAUAGGGUAUUUAUGACGUUGGGAGUUCUGGACUCGAGCUCGCGCUCAUUUCUGACCCAGUGUAGGUGGCUUGCCACCGUCAUGCAUCCUGUCAGGUGUGCCAAGAACAGGACGCUCAACGUGGGCGGCUUGCUCCCCGUCGCAGGGAUAGCUAGCACGGCCGUGGCCGGUGGACUUUACCUAUUCCUCCGCCGAAGGAAGCCCAAACCCAAGAUCAACUGAGCUCUGCUUACUCGCUGGCGAAUUGCACGCAGA
Molecule: messenger RNA, 4045 nt
Organism: Chara braunii
Lineage: Eukaryota; Viridiplantae; Streptophyta; Charophyceae; Charales; Characeae
Source: the annotation of a GenBank genome assembly